Molecule: messenger RNA, 1008 nt
Organism: Aspergillus neoniger CBS 115656
Lineage: Eukaryota; Fungi; Ascomycota; Eurotiomycetes; Eurotiales; Aspergillaceae
Product: spliceosome assembly protein PRP11
Exons: 2
Coding region: 50-760 (236 amino acids)
Biological process (GO): spliceosomal complex assembly
Cellular component (GO): U2-type prespliceosome; nucleus; U2 snRNP
Molecular function (GO): nucleic acid binding; zinc ion binding
Source: RefSeq, a predicted model, not a curated record
CACCUCCAUAUCCCACUGCUAUCCAUCUCCACAACCACAACCCGCCAGGAUGGAUUACCAAAACCGCGCGGGCUCCAAAUUCGGCGGCGGCGGCGUCGCCUCGCACUCCGCCACGAACGCCGACCGACGCGAGCGCCUACGCAAACUCGCGCUCGAAACCAUCGACCUGGACAAAGACCCCUACUUCUUCAAGAACCACGUGGGCAGCUUCGAAUGCAGACUAUGUCUAACGGUACACCAAAACGACGGGUCAUACCUAGCCCACACGCAGGGGCGGAAACAUCAAACGAACCUUGCGCGGCGCGCGGCGCGCGAACAGCGCGAGGGCAAGAACCAAGAUCCGUCGUCCAUUCCCGGGGCGAUGGGCGUGCAGGUCAAGAAGCAGACGAUUAAGAUUGGACGGCCCGGGUAUAAGAUCACGAAGAUUCGGGACCCCUUGACGAGACAGCUGGGCAUGUUGUUCCAGUUGCAGUAUCAGGAGAUUACGCCGGGAGUGACGCCCAAGGUGCGCUUUAUGUCGGCGUUUGAGCAGAAGGUUGAGGAGCCGCCGGAUAAGAAUUUCCAGUAUUUGGUGGUGGCGGCGGAGCCGUAUCAGACUUGUGGGUUUAAGUUGCAGGCGAGGGAGAUUGAUCGUCGGGAGGGACGGUAUUGGACGUGGUUUGAUGAGGAUAGUAAGGAGUUUUGGGUUCAGAUUAUGUUUAAGACGGAGAGAGAGGAGAGGUUUUCGGGUGUGCCUGGUUUGGCGCCUCUUAAGGAAUAAGUCCUUGGGGUAGUGAAUGUUUCUUUAUUGUUGUAGCUGUUGUUGGUUUCCUGUUGAAGGUCGGGUAUGGCGUUUCAUGGGCUUGCACUGCUGGCAAAAUGUUGUGGCUAUCGUUCUUUCUAUUCUAUUGCUGUGUUAUGCAUUAGAGUGGCUUCGCAUCAAUACCAUGCCCUCUUUUUCUUCCUCUUCUAAUGAUACAAUCUAUCCACGAUGAGAGUUUUAGUUCUACAUGAGACGCAAACUUCUAC